Molecule: messenger RNA, 553 nt
Organism: Dimorphilus gyrociliatus
Lineage: Eukaryota; Metazoa; Annelida; Polychaeta; Dinophilidae
Source: the annotation of a GenBank genome assembly
UAUGAUAGCUCAGCAAUUUCGAGCAAAUUGCGGAAAAUGUAAUAUUGAACAACGAAGAAUUUUACCUGAUUUGACCUCGUCUAAUCACUCAAUAUCAACUUGUCUAGCUAACGGCGCAAAAUUGGACAAAUGCAUUGAAACCCGCUGCGAUAAUUUAUAUACGAAAGUUUUAGCUAAAAGUCUACAGGACUCUUGUCUUACUGUCGCUGGAUGUUUUAGGAUAAAUGUUAUUUGUAUAACCUUGGCGCAGAAAAUACAAACACCUCCUAUUAGGUGUAGAACCCUUAAUGAACUUAAGACGCGUUGCUAUUGUAAUGAGUAUCAGGAACAACGUGAAACUGUUAUGAAACUUCUUGAAGAUACCGAAAAUUGUGUGCGAGAUAAUACAUUGAAAGAUUUAAUGGGAUCAGGCGAAGACAAAAGCGGGGAUUAUAGCGGGGAUUAUAACGAUGUUGGAAGUGGCUCAGGCAGUGGUGCCGAGAUAAAAGAUUUAAAAGUGGGAAUAACAGCUUGUCGAAUUAAUAAAUUAUUUAAACGAGAAAAAAGAGAAUAA